AAGAGGAGGAGGAAGGGAGCCAGCCUGAGCCGGGCGCGCACUCUUUCCUCGACGCUCCUGAACCAGAAGAACCCGGUUGCUGGGAAAGGAUUCCUCCCACAGAAGGGCAAGAGCAGCUCUCCAAAUGGAGAGAGCCUCGCUCCUCCGUUUAGCCUGGGAGUGACUGAGGAGAAGCGGACCUCUUUUUUCCUCGACGUGAUGUUUUUCCCUCGCUCCUUCUUGUUCAGGUGAAGGAGCCCGACUCUCCCUCUCUCAUCAUCGCGGAUGGAGCUGCGCGGGGAAGAGAGAGCUGGGGACGCGAACCGGAUGAGAGCCUGCUAGGACCCUAAAGCGGUUCAAGAGCUGGACGUGAGGACAGAGUGGGGGGAAAAUCAGAGGGAAAAUAAGAAGACCCUCCUCGAUUUAGGAGCCCCUGGUGGCGCAGUGGGGUAAACCUUUGUGCCGGCAGGACUGAUGACUUGAAGGUUGGGUUGCUGACCCUUUGAAUCCAACCCGGGGAAGGCGCGGACGAGGAAUCAGAGACUCCUAGAGUUGGAAGAGACCACAAGGUGCAGACCCUAUGGCUUCCCCUUGAAUAGCCCCUUUGGGCGACACCCCGAGACUGGGAUUGGCUUGAACCUCGCCCUCCUCGUCCCGCAAUUUCCAGCCCCAACGCAGCCAGGCUGAAUCUGCCUCUGGGAAGCAGCGCUCUGGAGCAAGACGUCCAGUCCAGCCUCAAGGAAAAGGAGCUUCCUUGUCUCUUUCCCCGCUCGUUUCGUGGAGGGAAAGGAGAGCGAGCGAGGAAGGGCGAGGCGGGGAGCAUGGAGGGGAGCAGCCCGGCAGGGAACGGGAUCCCUUCGUGGUGCUGAACGGGGAGCCCACGCCUCCGAGAUGGACUAACGGGGCGCCGGGAGGAGGGCGUCUGUCUCUCUCUGCCUGACACUCCCGAGAGAGCCCGCUCCGUGAUAACCCCGUCUCAUUGAGCUUCCAAAGGGCAGGGCUGUGAGACUAACUUAUUAUAUAUGUGUGUAUGUUUUAUUCCCCCCUUUCUUUUCUUUCCUGGACGGAUUACAGAGAGCGCAGCGACGUUUCUUCCUCCUCUUCCUCCUCCUCCUCUCUCGGCUCUUUGCGCUUUGUUUGCUUGCCUCCCGACCCCAAAGCGCCGCUCCUGAUUGAUCCGAGAGGAGUGGAAACUUCUUCCCUCGCCUUCCCUAGGAAAGUAGCCCUUUGUUUGGAAGAAAAGCCUCCCGCGUUGGUGUGACACACACACGCCUCUCCCACCCCGUCGCCCAUCGGGUUUGGGCUCGGGAAGCGAUGCAAGUCCGAUAAGGCUGGAGUUUCCCUCCGGGACCUGAAGGAGGAUCGCUAGGCGGUUCCUAGAAGAAGCGGGUGUGCAGGAUGAAUAAAAGAUACUUGCAGAAAGCAACAAAAGGGAAACUGCUAAUAAUAAUAUUUGUUGUAACACUGUGGGGCAAAAUAGCAUCUGGAGCAAACCACCACAAAGCUCAUCAUGUUAAAACUGGAACUUGUGAAGUGGUGGCUCUCCACAGAUGUUGCAAUAAAAACAAGAUAGAAGAAAGAUCACAGACAGUCAAGUGCUCCUGCUUCCCCGGGCAGGUAGCAGGUACCACUCGAGCUGCGCCUUCUUGUGUUGAUGCUUCAAUAGUGGAGCAAAAAUGGUGGUGCCACAUGCAACCAUGUCUUGAAGGAGAGGAAUGUAAAGUUCUUCCAGAUCGAAAAGGGUGGAGUUGUUCUUCUGGGAAUAAAGUGAAAACAACAAGGGCAAACGUGUAAAACCUUCAAGAACAAGGAGAUUUCUGCUGUGCCUGAUGACAAUUUUUGAUUAUUCCACACACACACAAUACUCUGGCUCCACGUUUGGAGCAAUAGUUGUGAUGAAUCCUAAUGUUGGUUGGAUUCUCAGGAAAGGCCAGAAGGUGUGCUGAGGCGUGAAGAGUCAAAAACACUCCUGGAAAAAAGAUGUUCCAGCCUUGGUUUAUUACUCGGAGAGCACCAGAUAACUCGAUAGUAAAAGGCAAAUCAAAUCAAAUUGAACACUGAUAACAUUAAAAACAGCCAAGCAGGAAGUUUUAACACUUAAGUAUGAUCACUGAAGCUAGGUGUGAACCUACAGGGACAUGCUAUUUCUUCAGUAAGAACAUGCAUGGUUAUGGAAGGCAACAUAGAAUAAAAAUUGCUGGGAUGUCAGACUCACAGACCUUCUGUUGGAAAGAGUUCAAUGGACUGUACUGUGUACAUUUGUAAAAAUACCAAACCUGAAGAAAGAAAUGAUUAAGAAAAGGCAGAGGUGAUGCUAAAGGGACACCAAAGAAACCCUAAUCCUUUGGAUCUUUGACAGAGACUUACGACAUUUCACCUCUAUGAAAGACGUCUAUGAAAUUGACUGAUCCCUUCCCUCUGCAACAUUUUUCUGGUCCUUCAUUCCAAUUACAGCUGGGACUGUGCAGUGCUUUAAUCAAAUUACUGUUCCAGAAAUUGUCCUCUGAUACAGCACAGGCUUAGACCCUUUUAAUUUGUAUUCUGCUCCUGAACCUCCAAGGCUACAUAUUUCAAUACACUGAUGUUCUUUUUCUUACAGGAAUGGAAAUAUAUAUCCAUUGUUAAUCAUUAUUGUUGACAUGUAGUAAUCUGAACGCCUCAUUCAUAUAUGAAUGUAUCAUUAGUCAGAUAUGUUUCCCGACAGCUAACCAGGUACUCCAACUUCUUUCAGAUAAAUAAAGGGUAGUUCAAAACCGAAUUUUCAUCUCCCCCAGUAUUUUAUGCUAUUAAAGUAUCUGUUUUGUAUAAUUUCAAGAAGAUGGAUGUUCCUGUACACUCUUUGAUUUAUUAAUAUUAGGUCCUAAAAGAUUGUGGUAAAUAAUAAAUGACAUUAGCUAGUCCCUUUAUGAGAGUAGCCAGGAAUGCAUGUUAAUUUUUCAGAUCUGGAAUUUAAUGAUAUUCAUUCAGAUGUGUCUUUUUAGUUUGCUUUUUUUUUAAUGGCUGUUUCUUGCUUGGACUUUAUUACUAAUUAAAUACUUAAGUUAGAUGUUUACUCAGCUCAGUUUCUUGAUAGAGAAAAAAAAACAUUUUUCUUCAAAUCUGACAUCCAUUACUGCUUUCUGUGGCUACCCCAGAUAUCUUAAAAUCAUUCCGUGGUCAUUUUGUUAUGCCAGAAAUUCUUUUUAUAUUUCCUUCAAUUUCAGUAUCUAUUUUUUAAUCUUGAUCAGUUGUUUCUUAGAAAACCUUUAAUGUUUAAAAUGCCUUAAGCAGCUGUAAACAUUUUUCCCUAAGUUAUUACAGAAUGUAUAAUUUUAUAUGCCAUUUAAUAUAUGCCAUGCUAUCUGAAAAUGGGAAGACAAAGAGUGGUGACUGUUUCUUGUUCAUUCCAUAUUCAUGCUGCAAAUUGUUUUUGGAGAGGACAAAACAAAAUUUAUACUCUUUCGUUUUGUGCAUUGCUAUCAAGACUACAUGGUCUUGAGUCCUAAUAGGAAUAAUUGCGCCCCAAAUCUCACGUUGUUUCUUGAACUGCUUACUGAUAUCUCUGAAAAUAAAGUGAAUUCUUUCCACAAGUGACUGACAUGGCUAAUUAGUAAUAAAUUGGGUUUUAUGAUAGAUGGAUAAUUUGAGCACUCUCUGUCCUGUCACCUGAUACAAGAUUGCUCCACAGAAAUUUAAUUACCUCUCUUGUAUUAUGGUAUUGGACAGUGGAAAACUAAUGAUUGUUAGAAAUGGAUUUGAGAUGCAUUGUGUAUCAUUCUGCUACACACAAAUCCAAACUUUUGCAGGAAAGGUGUUUUUUCCCCAUUAAUUUUUAAAGAGAGGAAAUUGGAUGUAGCAUCAGUAAAUUAUCUUGCUAUUUUGAAAAAAAAAUGUAUAGAUUUUGAUUUAACAUAUGUGUAUUGGGGGAACAUCUAGUUUGAAAAUUACAAUCAAUUCCUUUGGUUGGGACAGUACAACAUAGAAAUGUGUAAUUUUGUAGCCGUUAUCAGUUUGGCCGCAGUUUAGCCAACAUUCUACAAUGUGCUUCUCAGCAUUUAUUUUCUUUGUGUUAUUCUUACAACCAACACUGAAAAUAUUGUAUUAUAUACAAGUGUAAAACAUGCAUAUCAAUAGGUGAAAAUAAAUGGAUUUUCAAAUACAUUGAA
Messenger RNA from Anolis carolinensis (green anole), 4124 nucleotides. RefSeq names its product TAFA chemokine like family member 2 (gene tafa2). The transcript has 6 exons. The record is from RefSeq and is a predicted model, not a curated record. Gene Ontology annotation, molecular function: receptor ligand activity. Lineage: Eukaryota; Metazoa; Chordata; Lepidosauria; Squamata; Anolidae. Bases 1378 to 1773 code for a protein of 131 amino acids.